Molecule: messenger RNA, 297 nt
Organism: Mesorhabditis spiculigera
Lineage: Eukaryota; Metazoa; Nematoda; Chromadorea; Rhabditida; Rhabditidae
Source: the annotation of a GenBank genome assembly
AUGCGCGGCUAUAAAUUGACUGAAGACCGAUAUGGGAGCACUGAACCAGCCAUGCGCUUCUCUCUGUUUAUCUGCCUAGUGCUCUUGCUCACUGCUGUGCAGGCCGAGGAAUAUCCGCAACUUGGACGUCCCAAGGGCACAUACUGCCAGUCGACUAAGGAAUGUGAGGCGGGCCUGAAAUGCUGCAUGCUCUGCCCAGCCGAUGUGGAUUGCGGCGCGCGGCGAAUUGUUCUGCGGGAUUGGUUCCCGCUGUGCGACGAUAACCCGUGCGAGGGGCCGAAAUGGCUCGAGUGGGGC